AUGGGUAAAGAUUCCAACUCAGCUCAUAAUUAUUCUGUCCGAUGUUUUGACAAUCUGAAAAAUAGUAUGACCCACAUCGACAAGGCAAUUGUACAAGCGACUGAAAAAAAGGUUUUAGAUGCAAGACUAAGGCUUCAGGUUACAAUCAAUUCAAUCAGGUGGUUAACAUUCCAAGCUUGUGCUUAUAGAGGGCAUGACGAAUCUCCAGAAUCCAUGAACCGGGGUAAUUUUCUUGAAUUGGUAAAUUUGUUGGCUUCUUAUAACAAAGAGGUGCAUGCGGUUGUCUUGGAUAACGCUCCACGGAAUGCAAAGUACACCUCCCAUAGUGUGCAACAAGAAAUUCUGAAGUUAUUUUCUAGAAAGGUUCAGAUGCAAAUUAGAGAAGAAAUUGGUACUAGCAAGUUUUGUAUAAUGGUGGAUGAAGCUCGAGAUGAAUCGAAGAAAGAGCAAAUGGCACUAGUCCUCCGGUUUGUGAACAAGGAAGGAUUCAUAAAGGAGCGCUUUCUUGAUAUCAUUCAUGUGACUGACACUGCUGCAUUGACUCUCAAGCAGGCAAUUUGUGCUGUCCUUGCAGAUAAUAAUUUGAAUGUCUGUGAUAUAAGAGGACAAGGAUAUGAUGGGGCAAGUAACAUGAGAGGUGAAUGGAAUGGGUUAAAGGCUUUAAUUCUAAACGAGUGCUCGUAUGCUUAUUAUGUACAUUGCAUGGCUCAUCAGUUACAGCUGGCUCUUGUUGCGGCAUCAAGGGAGGUACAUGAGGUGCACAACUUUUUCCAACAUGCUAUUCUCAUCAUAAAUGUUGUUAGUGCGUCGCCUAAACGCAAUGAUGAAUUAUUAGCAAAUCAAGCUGCAGAAAUUGAACGAGAAAUUGAGUUGGGUGAGCUAGAUACAGGAAAAGGUGCAAAUCAGAUUGGAUCUUUACAGAGACCUGGGGACACUAGAUGGAGUUCUCACUUCAAAUCCAUUCAGAGCUUACUUAAGAUGUUUGGUGCUACAGUUGCAGUCCUACAGAGUGUAGCAACUGACCGCUCAGUCUCAAAAUAUUCUAGGGGAGAUGCAGUAGGUGCUCUAAAAAUAAUUAAGUCAUUUGAUUUUGUGUUCAUUCUGCAUCUAAUGGAGAAGAUCAUGAAGAUCACUGAUGUCUUAUGUCAAACCCUCCAACGGAAGUCCAUUGAUAUUUUAAAUGCAUUGGAUUCAGUUUCUAACACAAAAUUGCUGCUUGGUAAGCUAAGAGAAGAUGGUUGGGAAUCUCUUCUUCAGGAGGUUCAGUCUUUUUGUUUGAAGCAUGAAAUUGAGGUUCCCGAUUUGAGUCGCAAGUAA
Messenger RNA from Lolium perenne, 1317 nucleotides. Lineage: Eukaryota; Viridiplantae; Streptophyta; Magnoliopsida; Poales; Poaceae. The record is from RefSeq and is a predicted model, not a curated record.